Messenger RNA from Plasmodium inui San Antonio 1, 1938 nucleotides. RefSeq lists its product as hypothetical. NCBI's taxonomy places the organism in Eukaryota, Apicomplexa, Aconoidasida, Haemosporida, Plasmodiidae. Gene Ontology annotation, biological process: rRNA base methylation; maturation of LSU-rRNA. Gene Ontology annotation, cellular component: nucleolus. The record is from RefSeq and is a predicted model, not a curated record. Gene Ontology annotation, molecular function: RNA binding; rRNA (cytosine-C5-)-methyltransferase activity. The transcript has a single exon. Bases 1 to 1938 code for a protein of 645 amino acids.
AUGGAGCAACCCGAUGAGGGAGAAGCUGCCCCCCGGGAGGAGGACACCCAGAAUGGGGAAACCAAGGGAGAAACCAACGGGAAAACCUUUUCCCUUUUCGAAAAUGAGAACUUCGAAUUGAAUGCAAAUGAUGAUGAGUUCGAGUCGGGGAGUGUUGACGAACACGACGCUGAAGGUGGUGACUCCAGUGAGGAGGGGGAGCAGGACGAUGGGGAGAAAAGUGCUUCCGAGAGCGAAGGCAUGUCGUACGGCGAUUUGAGUAGCGAGGGGGGAAGCGGUGAUGAGAUCGGCGGUGAUGAGGAAUGCAUCAACCACGUCGAUGGCGCGGAUAACGAUGACGAUAACGAGGCUGACCUUGAAGAAGACCUCCGAGCGGGAGACACAAAGGAGCGGCUGACGGACGUCCGAGCGCAAGUAGCGGGGAUGCUAAAAAGGGGAAAGAAGAAAAAGUGGAUAAACAAGGAAGAGGAUAUUUACAGAGACCAAAUGGGAGUCUACAAAAAGGGACAGCUCAUGAAGAGCGAAGAUAUCGAGGAUCGCAUGAAGUAUCUCCUCCUCCUGUUCAGCGAAAGGGAGAAGGUGGUAAAACUGCCUUCCACAGGAGUCAAGGCAAAACUGAACAAAGCAGCCAUCGUGAAAGAGCUUCUAUUCUAUUACAGCUAUUUCUAUGAAUACAGUGAGCAGUUCAUUAAAUAUCUCUACUACUUAUUUGACCUGAAAGAACUUUACCUCUUCCUCGAGAUGAAUAAUCUGCCGAAGGAGAUACACUUACGGACCAACACGGUGAAGAUAACGAGGAGAAAUCUAAUCAAUAUUCUGAAAAGUCAGAAUAUAACUGCAGAGGAAGGAGAGAAUUGGAACAACGUAGGGAUCGUCAUUCACGAUGUGAACUCAAAUGUAGGAUCUCUAAAUGAAUACAUGUAUGGCUAUUACAUGAUUCAGUCAGCCUCUUCUUUAAUCCCUGUACUGGAGUUAAAUGUACAACCGGAUGAAUCUGUCUUGGAUAUGUGUGCUGCCCCAGGGGGGAAAUGUACCUUCAUAUGUGCCCUCCAAAAGAAUAGAGGUUUCGUCUACGCCAAUGAUGUUAACAAAGUCAGAUGCAAAUCUAUUGAAGCCAAUGCCUCCAGAAUGGGAAUCCAUAAUCUGGUUAUUACCUCCUUCGAUGCUUUGAAGAUUGGAAAAAAGUGGACGUUCCAAUUUGACAGAGUCAUUUUAGAUGCUCCAUGUAGUGGCACAGGAGUCGUCAACAAGAAUAAAGGAGCCAGGAGGAAGACGCUCAAGGAAAUCAGAGAACUGGCACAGAAGCAGAGGAAACUACUCAACAAUGCCAUCAGCUUGGUCAAAAACGGAGGCAUCGUCGUCUACUCCACUUGCAGCAUCACUGUGGAGGAAAACGAACAAGUCAUUAACUACAUUUUGAAAAAGCGAGACGUGAAUCUCCUCCCCAUCGACAUCCAAAUUGGAGACCCGGGGAUCACACACUACAGGAAGAAAGAGUUCUCCAGCAAAGUCGCCCUCUGCAGACGAAUUUACCUGCACAAACACAACUACGACAAUUUUUUUGUGGCCAAGCUGUGGAAGCGCUCCGAUGCGGUCUACGCCAAGGGGGGAGGGAAGUCAGCCCAAAAGACGCCGCGGAGAGGGACAAGCGGCGCAGCAAACGGUGCAGAGGCCAGCCACGUGGUCGAUAAGGACGCUCGAGACGGGGAGCAGAACAGAGAUGGGAAUCUCAAGGCGAGCGUUAAAAAGAAGAAGGGAAAGUUUCGCACUGGGAAGGGAAAGAGAAAGAAGCAUAAGAAGGAGAAGGCUGCCUCCCCCUCUCCUAUGCGAAGUGACAAGACGGUGAAGAAGGGAGCCCCCUUUCGCAAGAACAAAACCGCGUUGCACGGAAAAAACGCAAAGUUCGGGAAGAAAAAAAAAAUGCACAUGGGGAGGUAA